Messenger RNA from Fundulus heteroclitus (mummichog), 1569 nucleotides. RefSeq names its product creatine kinase, mitochondrial 2a (sarcomeric) (gene ckmt2a). Gene Ontology annotation, cellular component: mitochondrion. Gene Ontology annotation, molecular function: creatine kinase activity. Bases 128 to 1381 code for a protein of 417 amino acids. The transcript has 10 exons. Gene Ontology annotation, biological process: phosphocreatine biosynthetic process. The record is from RefSeq and is a predicted model, not a curated record. Lineage: Eukaryota; Metazoa; Chordata; Actinopteri; Cyprinodontiformes; Fundulidae.
UGGGGGUGGAGCCCACGGUAGAGGAGACUCAAAAGCUACUUUCCAGCAACUUGCAGUCAGAAGGCAGCAGCUUUCAAACAGCUCUUCUUCUACUGACCUAUACUUGAGGUACACUUCUGGAGGAAAGAUGUCAGGCUCCUUCAGGCGUCUGAUCUCCGGCCGCAACACUGCGGUGCUGCUGGCCAGCUUGGGGGCAGGGACGAUGGCCACUGGUGUGUUGCUGAAUGAGAACGGCUCUCUUGCAGCCGAGGCGAAGAAGAAGCUCUACCCUCCCAGCUCCGACUUCCCUGACCUGAGGAAACACAACAACUGCAUGGCCGCAGCUCUGACUCCAGCAGUUUAUGCUAAACUGAGGGACAAGUUGACUCCCAACAAUUGGACCCUUGACCAGUGCAUCCAAACUGGGGUUGACAACCCUGGUCACCCUUUCAUCAAGACAGUGGGCUGUGUUGCUGGUGACGAGGAAAGCUAUGAGGUGUUUGCUGAACUCUUUGACCCGGUCAUCAAAGACAGACACAAUGGCUACGACCCCAGAACCAUGACACACCCCACUGACCUGGAUGCCUCCAAGAUAAAGAACGGGAUGUUUGAUGAGAACUACGUUCUGUCGUCCCGCGUCCGGACGGGUCGCAGUAUCCGCGGACUGAGCCUCCCUCCGGCCUGCUCCAGGGCCGAGCGCCGUGAGGUGGAGCGGGUCGUAGUGACAGCUCUGGCUGGUCUGAAGGGAGACCUCGCGGGACGCUACUACAGCCUGGGUGACAUGACGGAGAAAGAGCAGCAACAGCUUAUUGAUGACCACUUCCUGUUUGACAAACCUGUCUCUCCACUCUUGACGUGCGCCUUCAUGGCCAGAGAUUGGCCAGAUGCCAGGGGGAUCUGGCACAACAAUGAGAAGACCUUCCUCAUCUGGGUAAAUGAGGAAGACCACACCAGAGUCAUCUCCAUGGAGAAGGGCGGCAACAUGAAGAGAGUGUUUGAGAGAUUCUGCAGCGGUCUCAAACAGGUCGAGCAUCUGAUCCAGGAGCGAGGCUGGGAAUUCAUGUGGAACGAGCGUCUGGGAUACAUUCUCACAUGCCCCUCCAACCUGGGCACCGGCCUCCGGGCGGGAGUGCAUGUCCGCCUGCCAAAACUCAGCAAGGACCCACGUUUCAAUAAAAUCCUCGACAAUCUACGGCUGCAGAAGAGAGGCACGGGCGGAGUUGACACGGCAGCCACCGGAGACACCUUUGACCUUUCCAACCUCGACCGUCUGGGCAAAUCUGAGGUGGAGCUGGUUCAGCUGGUGGUCAAUGGGGUCAACUACCUGAUUGACUGUGAGAAGAAGCUGGAAAAGGGUCAGGACAUCCAGAUCCCAGCUCCUCUUGUUCAGUUCAAGAAGUGAGAGCCGAAGCUGCGCGUGCUAGCAGGAGAUCGAGCGUGAUGGAGAACCUUGGCACCACUACAGAGGUUGACGUCUGUCUCAGAGAUUGUAAAUCUUCAGGGUACAAAGAUCUUUAACAUGACCUGCAGAAAAGUCUACCUCAAGUAAAGGAUCACCCUGACUUUAAUUAAAAAACAACUAUUUAACAA